UUUCUGUGUAUCUGUGACACUCUGCUGACACCUGGAUAGAGAUACCGGUGCGUCCGGUACAGGACCACCAGGUUCCUGUGCAGCUGCUUCUUCUAUCUAUCUAUCUAUCUAUCUAUCUAUCUAUCUAUCUAUCUAUCUAUCUAUCUAUCUAUCUAUCUGCUCAGUGAUCAGCAGUCGGAGACUUAAGAAGUAAUAUGGUGAGGUACAGACAAAUAAACCUGGGGGAGGUGAAAACAGAAGAGAUGGAGAAAAGGAACAUCUAUAAAAGAGAAACUCAGCCAUUCAGACCCCGUCACCCACUGAUCAACCAGGGAGCCACAUGUUAUCUGAGCAGCAUCCUGCAGGUUCUCUUCAUGACCCCUGAGAUCCACCACAGGUUGAAUCCAUCAAACACCUUAGAUCAGCAGCUAGAACUCACCUUCAAUAACCUGAAAGAAGGAUCAUGUGGAACAGAAAACAUCACAGACAGUCUGGGCAUAAAGAACGUUUAUCAACAGCGAGACGCUGCUGAAUGUCUGGAGAGGAUUUUGAAUGAAGUCAGUCCUGAGGCCUCGCAGGUUUUCAAAGGCCAGCUGAAAGACACUACAAGAUGCUCCAAUGGUCACAUGAUCAUUGAAGAGACCAGUCCUUUCUUCACCCUGCCACUGUCGCUCCAAGGCGGACAUGAAGCACCCUGCAGCCUGAAGACCAGUUUCAGUGAGUUUUUCCUCAGGACAGAACACACUGGAGACGACAUGGUGUACUGCACAGAAUGCAGCCGGAAGACAGAGGGGAGCAGUGGAUACGAGAUGGUGGACUUUCCUCAAAUCAUGACUCUUCUCCUCAAGAGGUUUUACUUUGACUUCAACACCAUGUCAGACAUGAAGUCAAACUGCUGUGUGGAAGUGCCGUUUAAAAUCCAAGCCAUGAAUAAGAGCUACACCCUGUACGGGAUGGUGAAUCACAUGGGCAGUCUCGGAGGUGGACACUACACCGCCACCGUCUGGAGCAGGGAGAACAACACCUGGUACCACUGUGACGACGCUCAGGUGACUGAGGUGCACAGAGAUCAAAAGUGGAGCAACAGGAGUUUGGAAGCAAUGAGACGUACAGGUCCCGUUCUGCAUAUCUGCUCAUGUACAGAGCUUCAGAGAGGCGGAUCGAGGAGUUCAUCGAAGAGGAGGACAAACCCAAACCCCACAAACAAAGAUUCAGGAGGAGUCCCGUCUUCAUCGGUCUUAUUGUGUUUGGCUGCAUUUUACUUGUGGUGCUUAUUGUCCUAUUUCUAGUGAUCGGAGUCAUGUGAAGGAGAACUGUUCGGAAACAUGAUUUCAGCUUUUAAAUCAGAAUUUGAGGAGCCAAGAGAUUUCAUACAAUUACAGGAUUCACUUUAAUGUUGAUGAGUUCAUCACUGACAGCUCUGCUCUAGUAGAUUUGAAAUACAUUUGUUUAGAUAUGGUGAAGCAGUUUUUAGUAAUGUGGCAAAGCGGGGGAUCUAAAUAUUAUAUAGAUGUUGCCAGACAACGCCACCUGGGGAAUUUCACCCCAGGAAAUAAACUAAACUGUUAAAAAGGCUACAGAGGUUCGCCGGAUGACAAAAAGGAGUUCAGAGGUUCCAGGUGAAAAUAAUUUAUUCUAUUCCUCGUUAAGUUCAGUUACAUUCAUUCAAGUUAUUGUUUCAAACAAAAACACUUAAUGGACAG
Molecule: messenger RNA, 1682 nt
Organism: Salarias fasciatus (jewelled blenny)
Lineage: Eukaryota; Metazoa; Chordata; Actinopteri; Blenniiformes; Blenniidae
Product: ubiquitin carboxyl-terminal hydrolase 47-like
Exons: 12
Coding region: 195-1268 (357 amino acids)
Biological process (GO): protein deubiquitination
Cellular component (GO): nucleus; cytosol
Molecular function (GO): cysteine-type deubiquitinase activity
Source: RefSeq, a predicted model, not a curated record